Molecule: messenger RNA, 2050 nt
Organism: Cuscuta epithymum
Lineage: Eukaryota; Viridiplantae; Streptophyta; Magnoliopsida; Solanales; Convolvulaceae
Source: the annotation of a GenBank genome assembly
GUUGGAGGCUGAACAUGAUGCCACGCGGUCGAAUCAGAAGGCGAGUGAGUGUUCAUGCUUACCCUCUUCUCACGCCGUUCCAUGUCUGCCCUCCGUCUUCCACGCGACCAUCUUUCUCCAGUCCAACUCUCCCAAAACUAAUCUGACUUGCUUUCUACGGAGUUCUUCUCUGUUACCUCUCUCCUCUUUCUACCAGUUCAAACAAAGCAAGCGUUGGCGGAAGUUUUGAAAAAGAAGCUCUUUUGGGCGUCCGAGGUUGUUGUUUGGACAAAGCGACGUCGUAUGCGGAGGUAGAAGGAUCAUUUAAAGCGGCUGAUUCUGUGCUUGAUACGGAUUGAUUCAAAUAUACCUUUUAUUGCCUUCUUUCCAAACGCUUUCGAGUUAUGCCUUUCCUUUCCCUUUACACGAAGACCACACCCACUUUUUUGAAUUCCAUUCCUUGUUCGGGUUCUUGAAAAAAAGCUGCCUUUUUUUCCCUCUGCUUCUUAGCGCCGCCUUUGAUCCUCUGAUCACCAUGAAGCCGUUCAGCUCUGUUUCUUCUGCACUGUCAGAUCCUAAAACUAGAUCAUGCCUCUGCAGUCUUUUUGUCACCAUUGCGCUAAUUUGCAGUGUAUACUUCACAGCAAAUGUAUAUUUUGGAAGAGAAUUUAAGAUACCUUUCCGGUCUGGAACAAGUCACUCAAAACAAAGUGCUAAAUCGUGUAGAAAUGAGGUUUCAUCUGCAAUUGAUGUAAAAAUAAAUGACACCAAAAAUAAUUUCGAGACUGGUAAAUGCAUGGAAAAAUGCAGGCCUAUUGGUAGUGAGGCACUUCCGGAGGGGAUUGUUUCGGCAACAUCAAAUUUGGAAAUGCACCCCUUGUGGGGUCCACUCACCGAAAAGGAGGAGUCAAACCAUCAGGUUAGUUUGCUGGCCAUUCCUGUUGGGAUAAAGCAAAAAGAGUUAGUGAACCAAAUCGUUAAGAUGUUUCUAGAGGAUGAGUUUGGUGUGAUGCUAUUUCAUUAUGACGGUGUUGUCGAUGAAUGGAAUGAUCUUGAAUGGAGUAAGAAAGUCAUACAUGUAUCUGCCGUGAAUCAAACAAAAUGGUGGUUUGCGAAGCGUUUUUUGCACCCAGAUAUAGUUACUGAAUAUGAGUAUAUCUUCCUAUGGGAUGAGGACCUUGGAGUAGAAAAUUUUCACCCUAAAAGGUAUGUAUCAAUUGUGAAAGAAGAGGGUCUUGAAAUAUCUCAGCCUGGACUCGAUCUUCAUAAAUCGGAGGUGCAUCAUCGUAUUACAGUGCGCAAAAGGAAUUCUAAAGUUCACAGGAGGUUUGUUACAUCCAAUGCCAAUGGAUGCAAAAGCAACAGUAGUGCUCCUCCUUGUGUAGGGUGGGUAGAAAUGAUGGCUCCUGUAUUUUCGAAAGCUGCUUGGCGUUGCGCAUGGUACAUGAUUCAGAAUGAUUUUAUUCACGCGUGGGGUUUGGAUAAAAAGCUUGGCUAUUGUUCACAGGGUGAUAGGACAAAAAAAGUUGGAAUUGUUGAUGCAGAGUAUAUAUACCAUUUGGGUCUUCCUACACUUGGUGGUGAUUCUCAUAGAAUCAAGGGAACUCCACCAUCAGUCCAUAAAACAGAUAAUAACAAUAACAGACCUGAGGUAAGGAAGCGAUCCUAUGAUGAAAUGAAGGCUUUCGAUAAUCGGUGGAAGAGGGCCGCCCAACAGGAUAAAUGUUGGGUUGAUCCAUUUAAGUAAACAAAGCACAACAAGAACAACAUUACUGUACAGGAGGAGCUGCUCCGUUAUGGCACUGGGAAGCUCUUGGAAUUAGUUGAGAAAGGAAAGUCCUUUUUAUAAUUCUUUUCUUUGCUUCUGUUUUUAUAUAGUUUUUGGCUUGUUACAAAUACAACAGGUUUUCUUGGAAUUUGAUUAUAGUUUAUUAGAUGUCUCCUAUUACUUUUUGAACAAUGUAUAUUCAUUUAUAAUUCUUUUAUGGUUGUAUAUAACUAUAUAUCAAAUCAAUGUCUAUGUAUUCACAUUUUAAAUAUUAAUUAAUGCCACCAGAGAGUAUCAUCAUAA